AUGACGCUAGCUGUGCCAGCUGUGCCCUUGCCAAGUGCAGAGGCUCUUGCGGUGUCAGGCAUCAUGCUUGCGACUGCUUGCCUCAGAAUGAUCCACCUCACUGUGUACUUCAGCGAACUCCAGCGAGAGCUCCUCAAGCAGGAGAUGGAGAUUGAUCGCCGGCAUGAUGAACAGCUUCUGGCCUUGCAGCAGGCCGCUUACAACCUGACUAACACGGACACUGGGCUUUUGGGAGACGUCUCCGACCCCUACGUUGUGGUGCGACUGGGUGGGCAGGAAUUCACCACCCCGGCAUUCGGCUCAGCGUUUGUGUGUGUGAUUGUGUGUCGGGGUUUGCACAUUGGUUCAAGAUUAUUGAAGUAA
Messenger RNA from Durusdinium trenchii, 363 nucleotides. NCBI's taxonomy places the organism in Eukaryota, Dinophyceae, Suessiales, Symbiodiniaceae. The record is from the annotation of a GenBank genome assembly.